AUGAAGAUUGCUAUUGAAGGUUGUAUGCAUGGAGAUCUUGACAAUGUGUACAAAACAAUUCAACAUCAUGAACAGAUUCACAACACCAAAGUCGAUCURCUCCUCUGUUGCGGCGAUUUCCAGGCUGUCAGAAAUGAGAAAGACAUGGAUAGCCUUAACGUACCUAUGAAAUACAAAGAUAUGAAAUCCUUCUGGAAAUACUACUCCGGCCAAGAAGUUGCCCCGAUUCCAACGAUCUUCAUCGGUGGGAAUCACGAGGCUUCCAAUUACUUGUGGGAAUUGUAUUAUGGAGGAUGGGCUGCCACCAAUAUUUACUUUCUUGGUUAUGCCGGGGUUGUGAGGUUCGGUAAUCUACGAAUUGGAGGUCUUUCGGGUAUUUACAAUGAGCGACAUUACCGCUCAGGACACUUUGAGCGGCCGCCAUAUAACGAAAGCACCAUUAGAUCGGUCUAUCAUGUUCGUGAGUAUGAUGUCCAGAAGUUGAUGCAAKUUGAAGAGCCGCUUGAUAUAUUUCUUUCACAUGAUUGGCCUGUUGGAAUCACUGAUUAUGGAGACUCAAAAUCACUUAUGAAGCAAAAACCAUACUUCCGUCAAGAGAUUGAGGCGAGAACUCUUGGAAGUAAACCUGCGGCUCUACUGCUAGAAAAACUGAAGCCUCGGUWUUGGUUUUCAGCUCACUUACACUGCAAAUUUGCUGCUUCUYUUCAACARGGYAARGAUGGCUCAGUGACAAAGUUUCUUGCCCUCGAUAAAUGCCUUCCAGGGAGAAAGUUUCUACAGAUUAUUGAAAUCGAAUCAGAGCCUGGYCCUUUUGAGAUCCUAUARGAUGAAGAGUGGCUAGCAAUAACAAGAAAGUUCAAUUCUAGUUUCCCGCUAACAAGCAGAUAUGCAAAUUUCAGCGCUGCUGUAAUGGAUAUACAAGAGAGCCGCGAGUGGGUGAGGAAGAAGCUAGAAGAAAGGCAAUUUAAACCUUUUGACUUUACAAGGACAGUCCCUGCAUAUAACCCCUCACAACGUAUCUUUGAUUCCAUACCUGAGAUCCCGCAGAAUCCCCAGACACUGUCUUUGUUAGAGCUCCUUGGUCUCCCAUACCUCCUUGAUUCAUCACCGGUAACAGGAGGAAGAAACGAGAUCCCUGCUUCACUGACUCCAUCAGGUUUUUCGACAUAUGAUAGGGAAGAAAUACCUAUCGAUGACAUUGAUGAAUUAGAAGAGAUCGAGGAAGCAAAAAUGGAGGACCCUACAAGAGAUGAGGUAUGA
This is a messenger RNA of Arabis nemorensis, 1260 nucleotides long. Lineage: Eukaryota; Viridiplantae; Streptophyta; Magnoliopsida; Brassicales; Brassicaceae. The record is from the annotation of a GenBank genome assembly.